Rhinichthys klamathensis goyatoka is the source of this 498-nucleotide messenger RNA. RefSeq names its product immune-related, lectin-like receptor 1 (gene illr1). The record is from RefSeq and is a predicted model, not a curated record. Lineage: Eukaryota; Metazoa; Chordata; Actinopteri; Cypriniformes; Leuciscidae. The coding region runs from base 1 to 498 and encodes 165 amino acids. The transcript has 4 exons.
AUGAAGAAAGAGUUUAAUGAUCUCACAGCCAGAUACAACACACUUAGAGAACGGCUGUCCGUUUACGAAGCUCAGUCUUGUAAUAUCUCUGUGAAUGGCCGGUUAGCUUGUCGUGGAAAGCUGUAUUUAUUCAGCUCUGAUGAACUGAGCUGGUCGAGCAGUCGAGAUGUCUGUGUUUCAAAAGGAGCCGAUCUGGUGACCAUAACCAGCCAAUCAGAACAGGAUUUUCUGGUGUCUAAAAUUAGAGAGACGCACUGGAUUGGUCUCAAUGAUCUGGACACUGAAGGACACUGGGUUUGGGUGAAUAAACAAACUCUCAAUGACACCAGACUACAGUUCUGGUUCAGCGGGAAUCCCCAACAACCUAAUAACCGGAGAGAACAUGAUCCGUCUGGAGAGAAUUGUGUUGCUCUGGGAGAUGUGACAAGCAGCUUAGACUCUUGGUUUGAUGCUUCUUGUAAAACACAGAAAAAGUUUAUCUGUAAAAAGGAAUAUUAA